This is a messenger RNA of Brugia malayi, 111 nucleotides long. RefSeq lists its product as uncharacterized. The record is from RefSeq and is a predicted model, not a curated record. The transcript has a single exon. Lineage: Eukaryota; Metazoa; Nematoda; Chromadorea; Rhabditida; Onchocercidae. The coding region runs from base 1 to 111 and encodes 36 amino acids.
AUGGAUAUACAGGCAAUAUUGGCCGCAUCAUCCAAGGAAGACAAUCUCGGGCCACGGGACUUGAUUUACGGCUCAAACGAAACAACGCCUCCGUACUUCUCUUUGAAUUAA